GCUUUUUCUAUCUCUAACCCUUUUUCUCUGAGUCUGAAUCUGUCUAUAUAUAGCCAGCUCCCCUCUCCCUCCCCUCCUUACAAAAGUAUAUGAGCAAUGGUUGAAGAAGCCGAGCAUGACAGCAGCUUGUUGUGGAACGACGAUCAAUCAUGGGCCUUUCCAGUUCUUCCGGUUCACGAUAAUGGCGGCAAGCUACUCAUAGACGGCGGCAAGAUAUUAUUGUCGGAUGGCGCCGCCGUUUCUGAGCAAGCGGCGAAUGACAAGGGGAAGAAGAGGAGUGGUUGUGGCAGCGGCGAGUCUGAUGAUCACGAUCACGAUCACGAGCUGCAUAUAUGGACGGAGAGAGAGAGGAGGAAGAAGAUGAGGAAUAUGUUUGCCACCCUCCAUUCUUUGAUUCCCCACCUCCAUCCCAGGGCAGACAAGUCGAGCAUAGUUGAUGAAGCAGUGAUCCACAUCAAGAAUAUGCAGCAAACUCUGGAAGAUCUUGAAAAGCAGAAGGAGGAAAAGCUGAAAGGUGGGCAAUCCCGAGAGGCAUUUCUAGCUGAGCAGGGAUCCACAAGCCAAAGCCAGCUGCAACCCAAUGCGAAUGCCAACGGUUUCUUCUUCAAAACAUGGACUUCUCCGAAUGUAGUGAUGAAUGUAUGUGGGAAUGAUGCCCACUUCAAUAUUGUUUGCAGCCCUAUAAAGCCCGGCCUCAUGACUUAUGUUGUGUUUCUCAUGGACAAGUACAACCUCCACCUCGUCUCUGCUCACGUCGCCUCCGAUCCCACCGCGCGUACCUACAUGCUUCAUACCCGCGCAAAUGGAAUUCCGCAGCAGUUCCCUGAGGCGGCAUCAUUUCUUGUGGAGGAAACGUACAAGCAAACUGCAACUGAGCUCAUGCUUUGGAUUAAUUCCUAAAUUUUGAAUUUCAACAAAGGAAUUCCUAAAUAUCAAAGUUAUCUUGAAUGUCAUGCUAAGAUAUAUAGCUAGUAUUUAUCAUGUAAUGAAUUAAUUAAUAUCUUAAUUAAAGUCUUCUCUUUAGAUU
Molecule: messenger RNA, 1027 nt
Organism: Salvia miltiorrhiza (redroot sage)
Lineage: Eukaryota; Viridiplantae; Streptophyta; Magnoliopsida; Lamiales; Lamiaceae
Product: transcription factor bHLH95-like
Exons: 3
Coding region: 97-900 (267 amino acids)
Biological process (GO): endosperm development; regulation of DNA-templated transcription
Molecular function (GO): DNA-binding transcription factor activity; protein dimerization activity
Source: RefSeq, a predicted model, not a curated record